AUGGAUAUUUCUAAACCCGUGGGGUCUAAGAUAUCUUCUGUGGACUUUGGUAUCUUGUCUGCUGAGGAAAUCAAAAGACUAUCAGCUAAGCAAAUAACAAACCCUACUGUGUUUGACAAUUUGGGUCAUCCCAUCAACUCUGGUCUUUACGAUUUGGCACUUGGAGCUUUCCUUAGAAACCUUUGUACCACUUGUGGGUUAGAUGAAAAGUUCUGUCCUGGUCAUCAAGGCCACAUUGAGUUGCCAGUGCCUGUUUACAACCCUUUAUUUUUCAAUCAAUUGUACAUCUAUUUGAGAAGUGUUUGUCUUUAUUGUCAUCAUUUUAGAUUACAUGCCUUGGAAGUUCAUCGUUAUACUUGUAAGUUGAAAUUGAUUCAACAUGGUCUUCUUUUAGAAUGUGAAGAAUUGGACAAUAUGCUUGUUAAGGGAAGUCCUUCUGCUGACGAUGAUGAAGAAACUAUCUCAUCAAAGACUUCUGACCCGGAAGCCAAAAAAGAAUUGAUGGAACGUCGUGAGUUGUUUGUUGAUACCGCAAUUGCAAAGGCCAUCAGCGAAGGUAAAAGCUCCGAAUAUGGUGUUGUCACUGCUACUUGUAAUGAAGAAAGAAAAAACACUAUUCACGAAUUCUACAAAAGAUUGUUGAGUAGACCAAAGUGUGACAACUGUAGCAUGUAUUCUCCAUCGUUUAGAAAAGAUGGUUUUACAAAGAUUUUUGAAAAUGCUUUAACCAGUAAGCAAAUCACCAACAAUAGAGUUAAGGGGUUACUUCGUCCUACCAUGUUGAAAGGUGGUAAGACAUCUACUACUUCCACUACACCAUCAUCUGAUUCAAAUGAAAGCUUACCCAAUAUAAAACAUAAGAGUGGUUCUAAGUAUAUUUUGUCUACUGAAGUUAGAAACAUCUUGAGAGCUGUUUUUGAAAAUGAACAAUCAGUUAUUCAGAAAUUGUUCAAUGCCAGACCUCAUAAGACAACAAAGAUUGAAGCUGACAUAUUUUUCAUUCUGGCAUUAGUUGUUCCUCCAACGAGAUUCAGAUUACCAUCUAAAUUGGGUGAUGAAAUCCAUGAAAACUCUCAAAACGAGUUGCUUUCAAACAUUUUGAAAACCUGCUUAUUGAUUAGAGACUUGAAUGAUCAAAUUUCUAAUUUGCAAAAGGGCAAACUACCUGUGGAAGAAAGAAAAAUUGUAUUCAACAGAUUGAUGAACUCAUUUGUUACUAUUCAGAAUGAUGUUAAUGCUUUUAUUGAUUCCACCAAGAACCAAAAUGCUCAAGCUGGUAAGUUACCUAAUCCUGGUAUCAAACAAGCUUUAGAAAAGAAGGAAGGUUUAUUCAGAAAGCACAUGAUGGGUAAGAGAGUCAACUAUGCUGCUCGUUCUGUUAUUUCUCCUGAUCCCAUGUUGGAAACCAAUGAAAUUGGUGUUCCUCCAGUUUUCGCUAAGAAGUUGACAUACCCUGAACCAGUGACUGCUCAUAAUGCAAGUGAAUUGAGACAAGCUGUUAUUAAUGGUCCUGACCAAUGGCCUGGUGCAGUUCAAGUUCAAAAUGAAGAUGGAUCUUUAGUUUCUUUAAUUGGUAUGACUUUAGAACAAAGAAAGACUGUUGCUAACCAAUUGUUAACCCCAUCAAAUGGUGCAAGUGUCAUUAAUAAGAAGGUUUACAGACAUAUUAAGAACAAGGAUAUUGUCAUCAUGAAUCGUCAACCAACUUUGCAUAAGGCUUCCAUGAUGGGUCAUAAGGUUAGAGUUUUACCUGGUGAAAAGACUUUGCGUUUGCAUUAUGCUAAUACUGGUGCUUAUAAUGCUGAUUUUGAUGGUGAUGAAAUGAACAUGCAUUUCCCUCAAAAUGAGAAUGCUAAAGCUGAAGCCUUGAAUUUGGCCAACACUGACUCUCAAUAUUUGACUCCCACCUCUGGUUCUCCAUUAAGAGGUUUGAUUCAAGAUCACAUUUCGGCUGGUGUUUGGUUAACGAGUAAAGACAGUUUCUUUGAUAAGCAAACAUACCAACAAUUGAUUUAUGGUUGUAUUCGUCCCGAAGAUGGACAUACUUUAAAAUCAAGAAUCAUAACCGUUCCUCCUGCUGUUUUCAAACCUCAACAGUUGUGGACUGGUAAGCAAAUCAUCACCACUAUUUUGUUGAAUAUAAAACCUGAAAACGUCCCUGGUAUUAAUUUGACGUCAAAGAACAAAAUUAAAAAUGACUAUUGGGGUCAAGGUUCCAAAGAAAAUGAAGUUAUUUUCAAGAAUGGUGAAUUAUUAUGUGGUAUCUUGGAUAAAUCUCAAUAUGGUGCCUCUCAAUUUGGUAUUGUUCACUCUUUGCAUGAAGUUUAUGGUCCCACCAUUGCUGGUAAAUCUCUUUCAAUUUUAGGUAGGUUGUUCACAAACUACAUCAUGAUGACCGCCUUUACUUGUGGUAUGGAUGAUUUAAGAUUAACUGAUGAAGGUAAUUCAUGGAGAAGCGAAAUCUUGAAACAAUCUGUUGAUAUCGGUAGAUCAGCAGCUGCUGAGGUGACAAACUUGGAUAAGGACACUACAAACAAAGAUCCUGAAUUAUUGAAAAGAUUAGAAGAAAUCUUACGUGAUGAUAACAAGUUGGGUAUUCUUGAUGCAGUGACACAAUCCAAGGUCAAUGCUAUUACUUCUCAAGUUGUUUCUAAAUGUGUUCCAAAUGGAACAAUGAAACGGUUCCCUUACAAUUCUAUGCAAGCGAUGGCAUUGUCUGGUGCUAAGGGUUCCAAUGUUAACGUUUCCCAAAUUAUGUGUUUGUUAGGUCAACAAGCAUUGGAGGGUAGAAGAGUACCUGUUAUGGUUUCUGGUAAAACACUUCCUUCUUUCAAACCUUUUGAAACAGAUGCUAGAGCUGGUGGUUACAUUAAGGGGCGUUUCUAUUCAGGUAUCAGACCUCAGGAAUAUUAUUUCCAUUGUAUGGCUGGUAGAGAAGGGUUAAUUGAUACUGCCGUUAAAACUUCCAGAUCUGGUUAUUUACAACGUUGUUUGACAAAACAAUUAGAAGGUGUUCAUGUUUCAUAUGAUAACUCUGUUAGAGAUGGCGAUGGAGAAUUGAUUCAAUUCCUUUAUGGUGGUGAUUCAAUUGAUGUUACCAAACAAUCACACAUGAACCAGUUUAAAUUCUGUCUUGAAAAUUAUGAAUCAUUAUUAACCAAAUAUAAUCCUGGUGAAUUGGGUGAAAACUUGGAUACUGAUACUGCUAUUUCUUAUGCUAAAAAGGUGAAGAAGAAUAUGAAGAAACAAAUUGAAUUACCUCACUAUGAACAACAUAUUAAAUAUGAUCCUGUGUUAUCUAAGUAUAACCCUGCCAAAUAUUUGGGUGCUGUUUCUGAAAAAUUCCAAGAUAGCUUAGACUCAUUUAUUGCAAAGAAUGAAAAGCUCUUUGAUAAGAAAACAGGUAUUAUUGGGGAGAAGAAGUUCCGUGCAUUGAUGCAAUUGAAGUAUAUGAGAUCUUUAAUUAACCCUGGUGAAUCUGUUGGUAUCAUUGCAUCUCAAUCUAUUGGUGAACCAUCCACUCAAAUGACCUUAAACACUUUCCAUUUUGCUGGUCAUGGUGCUGCUAAUGUGACAUUGGGUAUUCCUCGUAUGAGAGAGAUCAUUAUGACUGCUUCUUCUGCAAUUAAGACUCCACAAAUGACAUUACCAAUUUUAGAUGACGUCAAUGAUGAACAAGCUGAUUCAUUCUGUAAAUCGAUUGCCAGAGUUGUCUUGAGUGAAUUUAUUGAUACUAUUAUUGUUACUGAAACCACCAGUGAUAACAGUAGAUCAUACAAGGUUACCUUGAAAUUCUAUUCCAAGGAAGAAUAUGAGCAAGAAUACGACAUCUCUCAAGAACACUUGGAAAAUGUAUUAACUACCAAAUUCUUGGUUGCUUUAGAGACUGCCAUCAUGAAGGAAGUCAAAAAGCAGAAGAAAUCAGAUUCAUUACCAAGUAUUGGGAAGGCAUUACCUGCUCAAGACGCCAAUGGCGGAUCUAUUGAAGAUGAUAACGAUGCCGAUAAUGAUAAGAUUAAGAGUAAUGGUAAACAGGCUAUUUCUUAUGAUGGACCUGAUGAUGAUGAAGUUGAGACCAUGAAGAAGGCUGAAGAAACCAGUGACGAAGAGAUGGCAGAUGAUGAUGAUUCAUCUGACUCGGACUCGGACUCGGAUUCUGACUCGGAUUCUGAAGAUGACUCUGGUUCCGAUGUUGAAAUGGUUGAUGCUGAAGCUAAGGAAAAACCAAAGACUCAGAAGAAGAAGAAGAAGGUUGAUUUGAACCGUAAUGCUAAGGACCGACAAGCAGAAGUAAUCACUGCCCAUAACUUGGUUACCAAGUUCAAUUUCGAUGAUGCCAAUGGUGAAUGGUGUGAGUUUGGAUUGGAAUUAAGUGGAAACAUUCAAAAGUUAUUGAUGGUUAACAUUUUGGAAGAUUUAUGUCGUAAAUUGGUUGUACGGGAAAUCCCACAUAUUGGUAGAUGUGUUCAUCCUCAAGCUGGAGCUGGAGGUAAUGGACGUCGGAUUCUAACUACUGAAGGUGUUAAUUUCCAAGCCAUGUGGGAUCAAGAUGAUUUCAUUGGAGUCAACGGUAUUACAUCUAACGACAUUUCUGCAGUAUUAAAGACAUAUGGGGUUGAAGCUGCUCGUAAUACUAUUGUCAAUGAAAUCAAUAAUGUUUUCUCUACAUAUGCCAUUACUGUUUCGUCGAGACAUUUGGAGUUAAUUGCUGAUAUGAUGACGAGAGAAGGUUCAUAUCUUGCGUUUAAUAGACAAGGUAUGGAUAGUGCGACAUCAUCAUUUAUGAAAAUGUCGUAUGAAACAACAUGUCAAUUCUUAACCAAGGCAGUUUUAGAUGGAGAAACUGAAGAUUUGGAUAGUCCCUCUGCAGCCAUUGUUAUGGGUAAGUUGGCUAACGUGGGUACGGGAUCAUUUGAUAUAUUUACCAAGAUGCCCAAGGUAUAA
Messenger RNA from Lizanozyma spartinae, 4944 nucleotides. It is a transcript of the gene RPA190, whose product is annotated as DNA-directed RNA polymerase I core subunit. Gene Ontology annotation, molecular function: DNA-directed RNA polymerase activity; DNA binding. Lineage: Eukaryota; Fungi; Ascomycota; Pichiomycetes; Serinales; Debaryomycetaceae. The record is from RefSeq and is a predicted model, not a curated record. Gene Ontology annotation, biological process: DNA-templated transcription. Gene Ontology annotation, cellular component: RNA polymerase I complex. The coding region runs from base 1 to 4944 and encodes 1647 amino acids. The transcript has a single exon.